AUGUCUUCUGAGCAAUAACAAUAACAAACGAAAUUGCAUAAAUUGCAAAAUUAUUAUCAUCAAUUCCAAAAGGCUGAAAUCACUGGAACUUAAUUGAAAUCUCAAUUAUAAACUAAUUUAAAAAUCAGAUGGAAUCCAAAUUUAGAAAAUAUCAUUCAUCAAGUAGAUCCGUCAUAUACAGAUUUUGUUAGAUCAAUCAAUAAAACCAAUAAGUACGUACCCAAAUAAACAACACCUAAAUUGACUGAAUAAAUCAAUUAACCCAAGAAAAUAAGAACAGAACAUAUAGGACAUGCAGAUUUACUUAAAUGGGAUUGA
Paramecium tetraurelia is the source of this 318-nucleotide messenger RNA. RefSeq lists its product as uncharacterized. The record is from RefSeq and is a predicted model, not a curated record. The transcript is spliced from 2 exons. NCBI's taxonomy places the organism in Eukaryota, Ciliophora, Oligohymenophorea, Peniculida, Parameciidae.